Molecule: messenger RNA, 4305 nt
Organism: Mytilus californianus (California mussel)
Lineage: Eukaryota; Metazoa; Mollusca; Bivalvia; Mytilida; Mytilidae
Product: 28S ribosomal protein S5, mitochondrial-like
Exons: 11
Coding region: 19-1278 (419 amino acids)
Biological process (GO): translation
Cellular component (GO): ribosome
Molecular function (GO): RNA binding; structural constituent of ribosome
Source: RefSeq, a predicted model, not a curated record
AAUCGGAUUAGGAGGAGAAUGUCUGUCGCACGAUACACUGUUUUUGCACUGCGGCAAAUUAAUGUUCAUUCAAAAGGUGCAUCCCAUUUAUUGACAUCAUGUAGAGUAUUACCUACAAUUAGUAUAUAUCCAGCCAGAAACAAUAGUUUUUUCAGACAUGAGGACAAUGACAGACUCUGGGCCAGUGUGACUGGAGUAAGUAAUACUGGGAAAAAGAAAGGAAGAGGAAAAAAACAAAGAAGCAUUAUCAACCUCCAUAAAGGUCAAAUAAUAGGAGAAGGAAGAGCUGGUAUGGUAUGGCCAGGUCUGACAUCAGAAACAAAAAGAGGAGAUGAAAUAAUAAAAAGAAGUCAACAUGGACCUAAACAGGAAUACUUUGACAACAUAAUCAAACAGAGAGGUGCUAAACAGACAUUCCGUUCUGUAAAACUAAUGCCUCUACAGCGAGGAUGGACAGGAACAACAAGGGCAGGAACAAGGUCAUACCCACCUGACCCUGUUGGUGAUUAUGAUUUUGAAGGAUUUGAAACCAGAAUUUUACAGCUAAAAAAAGUAACCAAUACAAGUGGAACUGUAAAAGCUGUGUUUAGGUUUUCUGCCAUGGUUGUUGUGGGUAACAAAAAUGGUAUUGGAGGUUAUGCUGUAGCAAAAGCUAAAAAAUGGGAUGCUGCCGUAAGAAAGGCAACUAAUCAAGCAGCUCAAAGAUUACAAUAUCUCCAUAGAUAUGAAGGUCAUACAUUGAAUCACAAUUUUUUCUCCCAACAGACAGCAACAAAAGUGUAUGCAUUUAGAAAAGAAGAAGGUUAUGGUUUAGUGUGUCAUCGAUGUUUAAAGACAAUCUGUGAUACAAUAGGAAUUCAUAAUAUGUAUGCUAAAGUUGAGGGGUCAACUAAAAAUAUUCAGAAUUUGACAAAAGCUUUUUUCAAUGGACUUAGAGAACAGGAAACUCAUCAAGAACUAGCUGAUCGGUUGAAGCUUCAUGUUGUGGAAAUAAGAAAAGAACACGAUUAUCUUCCUGUUGUUGUAGCCUCCCCUUGUGAUGGCGAAGUUACAAAAGAACCACCACCAAAAGAAGAGCUUAAUUUUGAAACAUUGUACUUUGAUGGCAAAAUGUCAUUGCAAAAAGGCAAAAAGAGACCAUUUUAUGCUGAGGAUGAAGGUCAUAAACGUGCUGAAAGACAUAGAAGAAUGUUUAGAAUUCAACAGAAGGCACGCCACGAAAGGAUGAUAUAUGACCUUGAACCACCAAUAAUGCCCAAAGAGGGCGAAGAAAGUUGAAUGUAUUGUUGAAAAAGUAAAUAAAUAUGUUUGAAUUUCCAUAUGUAUUUCAACUGUUAUUGGUUAGUUUGUGUUAGAUGUCACCCCAGCAGACUUGAACUUAGAUACUUUAAACUGAAAAUAAAACAUUUUACCAUUUAGCAAUAAUCCAAACUUGGGAACUUAUUCAUUUUUUUUGCAACCUGCAGAUAAUCAUUAUUUAUUUGUGUAAUUAUGGCAUUUUUUCCUUUUUCCUUUACCAGACAAUUUACAAUUCUGUGUUGCUAUCUGGAUUGUUAUAAUAGCAUAUCAAGUAGCUAAUUAGGCUCAAUAAGUGAAAGGUCAGUAUAUCCAUUUUUAUACGCCCAUUUACGGGACGUAUUAUGGUAUCCCGUUGUCAGUCGGUCCGUCGUCAACAUGUUGGACAACAACUCAAAAACACCCCAACCAAUUUUCAUGAAACUUUGAUGAAUUGUUUAUAUCUAUUGACAUACGCUCCCUUUCGAUUUUUAUAAAUUUAUUGAAUUUAUGUUUCCGAGUUAUGGGAUUUUUUUCAUAAAUAAAGGGGAAAUUUUCAUGUAUUUAGGACAAUAACUCAUAAAUGCUUUGAGCAGUUUUCAUGAAACUUUGAUGACUGGUUUAUAUCUAUUAAAAUAAGCUCCCUUUGGUUUUUAUAUAUUUCUGAAAUGACAUUGAGGAGUUAUGGAACUUCAUUGAAAAAUCUAAAAAUGUAUCAUGCGCUGAUGGAGCAGCUCUUUAUUAUCAUUUUCAUACAAAACAUUCAAAAGGAGUUGAUCUAUCUGGCCACCAUACCAUUUACCUUGUCAAAAUUUAGGUUACUCUAUUGUUUUUGUGAUAAAGUAAAAGAAUAAAAUCUUCUGACAUUAAAAACUAUAUUAUGACCCAUAUAUUUAAGCUUAAUUUGAAAAUUUGUCUUGAAUUUCUUGUUUAAAAUUUGUAAAAUGAUCCAAUUGAAUUAAAAGUAAUCUUUUGAAAAAAUUGGUAUAUAAUAUGCCUAUUUAGUAUCUGUCUGAAAAACACUUACUCAGAGUCUGAGAAUACAUGAAAAAAUUAUACUAUGUAAAUCUUUAAAAAUGAUUUUAUAAUUGAUUUAAAGCAUUGUUUUUUAAAAUUGAAAUGUUUUGAUAUUAAAAAUGUGUGUCUUAAUUCAUUGAAGUUUAAAAAAGCACAGUUUAAACAAGGAAAACAAGUGAAUAAAUAUAUUACAAAAAACAGUCAACCAGAAUAAAAAAAAAAACUAAAAAUCAAAUAUUUAAAAAUUUGUAUACUUGUAUACCUUAGCCAUGUAAGCCCUAAGCUUAAAUUUUAAAAAUUCUAUUUGGUUUGAUAUGUGCAGCCAUUUAUAGAUCUCAUUAACACUGUGUAUCAUCGCCACCGGAAAUUGGGUACUAACCAAGCGGAGAACAAUGGAAAAAAAGGGUAAACAAGGUAAGAAUUCAUUCAAUUUAAAGCAUUUCUACUGAUUUGACGAGGGUACCGCUUAAGAAAUGAUUUUCUAAUAUAGAAUUCUUUAAAUUAUUAGGCCGAUAAGUACAAAAUUAAGAGAAGAUUUUGUGUUAUACUCCAAAACUUGCCACUUAGUACCUGAAAAUUUUGAGGUCGAUCCUCCUUUGUCGCCCCAUUGGCAAGAUAUUCAACUUUUUUUUUAUUAUUUUGCCAGACACACCAGUGGCGUAGCUAGACUAUUUUUAAGUGUAUGCCCUAACCUCGGCAAGGGUCUUGAGGGCCUCAAUAGGAUCCAGAUUAUAACACCUACUAUAGUAGUGGGGUCGAGGGGGGAAGGCCCAUUUCUGUCAUUAAAAACUAAUCAAUAGCAAGUUGAACAUAGAGACUAUUUUUUUUUAAUCUUUUAUGUUUAAUUUAUUCAUUGUGUUGAUUGUUUGGAAUCUUAUGGUCAUUGGUGUUAGAAAUAUCCAAACCAGUUAGUUUAAAAUAUGUUUAAAAGGAACAGUGGGGUAAAGCAAUUACUCUACCAAAACCCCUUUUGUGCAAAUGUCGUUAAUGGAUAUGAAAUGAUUAAUUUGCAUAGAUGGUCCAGGAACACAGUUAUUGUCUUUUGAAUAUAGACCCUAGUGUGGACAGUGUGUUACCUGGUUACUUGCCAAUCUUUUUAUACUACUUCCAAAUUUAUUUCUUCAUGUUUUAUGCCUCAAAUAGCAAGAAGGGGGGUGAAGUUACACUGUAAAAAAAAUUGGGUCAUGAAUUUUAAAUUAAAGUAGUGAUUUGGUCCAGCUGAAAAAGGUUAAAAAUUAACAUUUCGGAAGCUGUCAAAAGAUUUCAAGACCCCCAUAACAUAAAAUUGUCCAUAUUUUUAGUUAGAGCCUAUGAAGUUUUCUAUGAUUUUGAUAUGAUUUGUCCCAAAAGUAGUACAACACACUGUAAAAAUAUUGUUGAGAAAGCGCAGGUGGGAUUUUUUUUUUAUUUUCAUUUAUCGUCUAAAGAAAUGCACUACGAAAUAACUGUGUUCUCGGACCAGAUGUUUAGUUGCAUUAUGGAAAUUCGUAAAGAGUUCCGAAGAAACGUGGUUCUCGCCUGGGAUUACCGCUUCCCGCGAAAAUUGAGUCCAUUUAUCAGUCCAUUACAGGAUUUUAGAUAAUCAAACAUUUUCUUGAGAUGUUUUUUUUUCUUGAUCUGGAAUAUUAACCUCUGUCCAAGUUUCAUGACAAUAUCUAAACGUUUUCAAAUUGGUCAUGUAGAAAAUAAUAAUCACAGACCGUCUGUUAAUUGCCAAAAGAUAAGUCCGUAUAUCAAUUGAAAAAUGAAAAAAAUAUACUUUCAAAAUUUUGCUUCAGACAUAAAUCACAAAAAAGCUUAUGCCAAAGUUUCAUAAAAUUCGAUGAAGGUUUGACAAAGUCAUUGAAGUGUAACAAACUUUAACCACAUAAUGUAUCUACUUGUUAACUCCAAAAAGAAAUUCUUUUUAUCAGUAAAAUACGGGAAAAUUAAAAAUAUGAAUUCAUCAUUAUGCUCUGAAUACUCUUUUGAGAAUGAAAAGCUUCUGUUCAACUUUCGUAAAAUUUCAUGAAG